Molecule: messenger RNA, 1404 nt
Organism: Tauraco erythrolophus (red-crested turaco)
Lineage: Eukaryota; Metazoa; Chordata; Aves; Musophagiformes; Musophagidae
Source: RefSeq, a predicted model, not a curated record
AUGCCCUCGGCUGCGGCGCGCGCGCCCUGGCGCUGGCUGGCAGCGGGCAGGGCGUCUCGGAGGCUGGUGCUGGGGGUGGUGUUCGUCGCGCUGCUGCUGGACAACAUGCUGCUGACAGUCGUGGUUCCGAUCAUCCCCACCUUCCUUUACACCACAGAAUACGAAGGUGCCAACAGCUCUGCUGUGCCAGCCCGGGCUGACGGCUGCCCGGAGGGUGAGGAGUUCCUUUCCAAGGAAAACGUCCGCGUGGGGCUGCUCUUUGCCUCCAAGGCUCUCGUACAGCUGGUGGUCAACCCGCCCGUGGGUCUCCUGACCAACAGGAUAGGAUAUCACAUCCCCAUGUUCAUCGGGUUCGUCAUCAUGUUCCUCUCCACAGUCAUGUUUGCUUUCUCAGGCACCUACUCCCUGCUGCUCACCGCCCGAGCCCUCCAAGGCGUUGGGUCAUCGUUCUCAUCAGUUGCAGGCCUGGGGAUGCUGGCCAGCGUCUACACCGACGACUUCGAGAGGGGCAACGCCAUGGGCAUCGCUCUUGGAGGCCUGGCCUUGGGUCUGCUGAUCGGGGCACCCUUUGGGAGCGUGAUGUACGAAUUCGUGGGGAAAUCAUCUCCCUUCCUGGUCCUGGCGUUCCUGGCCCUCCUGGACGGAGCUUUGCAGCUCUGCAUACUGCAGCCCUCCAAGAUCUCCCCCGAGAGCACCAAGGGCACGCCGGUGUCCACCCUGCUGCGAGACCCCUACGUCCUGGUCGCUGCAGGAGCCCUCUGCUUCUCCAACAUGGGGGUGGCCAUGCUGGAGCCCACCUUGCCCAUCUGGAUGAUGCAAACCAUGUGCUCCCCGAAAUGGCAGCUGGGGAUGGCGUUCCUCCCUGCCAGCGUAUCCUACCUCAUCGGCACCAACGUCUUCGGGAUCCUGGCUAACAAAAUGGGCCGGUGGCUGUGCUCCCUGAUCGGCAUGGCUCUGGUGGGAAUCAGCCUCCUCUGCGUACCUCUGGCCAAAAACAUUUACGGGCUCAUCGGCCCGAACGGUGGGCUUGGCUUUGCCAUAGGAAUGGUGGACUCCUCAAUGAUGCCUAUCAUGGGUUACCUCGUGGACCUUCGCCACACCUCCGUCUACGGCAACGUCUACGCCAUAGCGGACGUCGCCUUCUGCAUGGGCUUUGCGAUCGGCCCAUCCACAGGCGGUGCGAUCGUACGAGCUAUUGGGUUUCCCUGGCUGAUGGUCAUCAUUGGAGUUAUCAAUAUUGCUUACGCUCCCCUCUGUUGGUACCUGCGCAACCCUCCCGCUAAAGAGGAGAAGAUUGUGAGCAAUUAAUGCCCCAUGCAAACCAACAGCUACACUACUCAGAAAACCCUGCGCGAUUUCCCUCUCACAGACGACAGCGACGUGGAGGCAGAAGAUGCGGAGUAG